GUCUAGACUGCUGUACCUCUUGCCAUAUUUUUCUAUUCUCUGGGGAGAGGAUGAGCCGAAACAGCACAAUGGGUAAUUCGUCGGGCACGGCCUUUGCCUUUGUUUGCCGGCUUCAGGGGGCUUGGCUCUGGCGAAGGGCAAAUGUCAACACUGCCCCCGCCCGUGAUAGCAAAAGUAUCACAGCGACACAGACAACUCCGCCAUCUCAGUCAGCCAUCUCAUGGAACGCUUUUGUCUCCCCUGAUAGGGUCAAGUUUCACCGUGGCUUUGGCAGUGGGACCGUCAACAGACUUGCAGGGCACGUCGUCCCUCGCCAUGGAGCAGACCAUUCUCAUCCAUUCAUCCACCAGGGCGUUUAGUCUCACCAAGAUGGCACUUACAAGGAGCUCGGGGGCAACAGGCGCCCGCCCGCCGCCGGUCGCGGACCUCCACUUGCCGCUGAGAUUGGGCAGCAUCAAGUUCAAACAGGUUCGGUCCAACAAUUCUGAGUCGCUCAUGAUGGAAAUUCUGCCGCGGCGGACUGGUUUAAGACCGCCUCGCGGUCACGAUUGGCCGAGUAGCUUCGUCGGUGUGUUUACAGAUCUUCUGAGGUUGCUCUGCUUGUUCAACCGCGCCCCGUGUGGAAGUCCGUAUCGGAAAGAGCCAGAGUGUAGUCUACGAUGGGCUCUGACUUAAAACGGGUCAAUCGCCCCGGGGAAGUCUGGGAGAAUGGAGGAUGAACUCAUCGACAACUAUCACUACUCGACAAAAGUCAAAAAAGCCUUACUCCAGAAACCUCAACGGGCCAUCAAGACCUCCCCAGCCACCGCAAGAGCAACUAACCAACCCAUCCAAGAUGCCGAAUCACCCCACGCAACCCAACGUAGGUUACUUUUUCAUAUUUGGUCCCAGCUCAGGUGCUUUCCUAACCACCCAUCUACCGCAACAGAAACCCAACGGGCAGC
Parathielavia appendiculata is the source of this 944-nucleotide messenger RNA. RefSeq lists its product as uncharacterized. The record is from RefSeq and is a predicted model, not a curated record. The coding region runs from base 142 to 675 and encodes 177 amino acids. Lineage: Eukaryota; Fungi; Ascomycota; Sordariomycetes; Sordariales; Chaetomiaceae. The transcript has a single exon.